GGAGCGCCGCGUGACCAGCGUGGGCCGCGCGGGGCAGUAUGUACGGCAAAACGGGCAAGGGCUCCGUGCCUUCCGACGGCCAGGCGCGCGAGAAGCUGGCGCUGUACGUGUAUGAGUACCUGCUGCAUGUGGGCGCCCAGAAGUCAGCGCAGACCUUCCUAUCCGAGAUCCGAUGGGAGAAGAACAUCACAGUGGGCGAGCCCCCGGGCUUCCUGCAUUCCUGGUGGUGUGUGUUCUGGGACCUGUACUGUGCGGCACCAGACCGCAGAGAGGCCUGCGAGCACUCUAGCGAGGCCAAGGUCUUCCAAGACUAUAGCACGACAGCGGCCCCCAGCCCUGUGAUGGGAACUAUGGCCCCAAAUGAUCCAAUGGCUGCAGGACCCAUGGCGUCAGGUUUUUUCCAGCCCUUCAUGUCACCGCGGUUCCCAGGGGGCCAACGGCCCUCCCUGAGGAUGUUAAGUCAGCCUCCUGUGGGCCUUCCUGGCUCCCAGCCUUUCCUACCUGGCGCCAUGGAGGCAUCUCCUCGUGCUCAGGGGCACCCGAGCCUGGGCGGCCCAAUGCAGAGGGUGACUCCACCACGGGGCAUGGCCAACACUGUACCCCAGGGCUACGGAGGUGGCAUGCGACCUACACCCAAUACCAUCGCUGGCCCGGGCCUACUGGCAAUGAACAUGGGCCAGGGCAUGCGCGGCCCGUGGAACAGCCCCAGUGGCAGCUCGGUCCCGUACUCCUCGUCUCCUGGCAGCUACACGGGACCCCCAGGAGGCGGUGGUCCUCCAGGGACGCCCAUUAUGGCCAGCCCUGGAGACUCCAGCUCCAGCGAAAACAUGUUCUCCAUCAUGAACUCUGUGGGGCCGAGUGCAGGCCGUGCUAAUUUCCCACUUGGUGCUGGAACCGAAGCCCCAAUGGCUGCCCUGAGCGCGAUGGAGCAGCAGCAAGCGAACGGAUCCCUGGGUCCUACCGACCAGGAUAUGCUGUCCAAGGGAUCCCCUGACGCUGCCAGCCUGAACAACACCCCGGGCACCCCACGCGAUGAUGGCGAGAUAACAGCUGCCGGAACCUUCCUGCACCCGUUCCCGAGCGAAAGCUACUCCCCCGGCGUGGCCAUGAGCGUGUGAGGCGGUGGGGUCGCCUCGGCUCCGCUCCGGCCGCGGACUUUCUAGCAGGCAAGGACUCGAGGCUGGUGGACCCGCGGCGGUCACAGGCGCUGCCAAUAAACGCCGCUCGUUGCGGGCUCGUGGUA
Molecule: messenger RNA, 1243 nt
Organism: Jaculus jaculus (lesser Egyptian jerboa)
Lineage: Eukaryota; Metazoa; Chordata; Mammalia; Rodentia; Dipodidae
Gene: Ssbp4
Product: single stranded DNA binding protein 4
Exons: 17
Coding region: 39-1118 (359 amino acids)
Biological process (GO): positive regulation of transcription by RNA polymerase II
Cellular component (GO): nucleus
Molecular function (GO): single-stranded DNA binding; protein binding
Source: RefSeq, a predicted model, not a curated record